Molecule: messenger RNA, 6072 nt
Organism: Sinocyclocheilus anshuiensis
Lineage: Eukaryota; Metazoa; Chordata; Actinopteri; Cypriniformes; Cyprinidae
Product: collagen alpha-6(VI) chain-like
Exons: 35
Coding region: 122-5551 (1809 amino acids)
Molecular function (GO): serine-type endopeptidase inhibitor activity
Source: RefSeq, a predicted model, not a curated record
GGUUGGAAAUAACCAUGUGCGCUUUGGAUUGGUAAAAUUUGCAAGCAGCGCAACCACAGUUUUCCGAUUACAUGACUAUAACACAAAAGCUGAUAUCGAAAAGGCAGUGAAUGCCCUCAUUAUGGAGGGAGGGGGCACCAGGACUGAUUUGGGGUUGAGAGAAAUGAUCCCGCUAUUCGAAGAAGCUGUACGAACACGUGGGGAAAAAGUUCGUAAGCUCCUGAUUGUCAUCACAGAUGGCGAGUCGAGAGGGACAGAAGAGUCGGUAGAAGUCCCUGCUAAACUUCUGAGAACAGAACAGAAUGUCACCAUUUAUGCUAUUGGUGUGAAAGAUGCAUCUGAGCCAGAGCUGGAAUUAAUAUCUGGCAGCCAACAAAGAACAUUUUAUGUCAAAAACUAUGAUUUCCUUGAUGAAAUCAAGAAAGACAUCAUUACAGAAAUAUGCUCCUUUGAAGGUUGUGAAGGUCUUUUUGCAGAUGUUGUCUUCCUGCUUGAUGGAUCAGAAAGCGUUAGUGCUAAGGACUUUGAAAAUAUGAAGGACAUAAUGAAGCUUGUGAUAGAUAGGUUUGUAAUUGGACCGGACAAGGAGCGUGUUGCAGUUGUUCAGUACGGCACAGACCCAAAGGAGGAGUUUUCCUUAAAUACAUUUGAUGAUAAAGCUGUAUUAUUACAGAAAAUUAGAAAUAUUGAACAGAUGAAUGGAAAAAUGUACACUGGAAAAGCACUUAAAGAAGUAUUACAAUCUUUCAACAUUUCUAAAGGAGGACGCGCCAGUGCUUUAAAGUUCUUGAUACUUCUUACAGAUGGAGAGAGUAGGGAUGAUGUAUCUGAGCCUGCUAAAGUCUUGAGAGACAAUUUCAUCAACAUUAAUGCUAUUGGUAUGAGACAUGCAAACAAAUCUCAGAUUCUUGCCAUUGCUGGAUCCCAUGAUGGAGUGUUCUUUGAAGACGCAGUUGCAUCCCCAAAAGAAUUAAGCAAUGACAUCCUUCUAAAGAUCUGCAACACAGAAUGCAAGACACCAGAAUUGAUCGAUAUAAUCUUCCUUAUGGAUGCCUCCGGAAGUCCAAAUAAAGAUGGUUUCCAGGAAAUGAUAAACUUAAUGAAAUAUACGGUGAGCAAAUCUGUGGUUGGAGAAAAACGGGUACGAUUUGGAGCUGUCACCUACUCUAAUAACCCUCAUUCAGAGUUCACACUAAAACAGUACUACAGUCAAACUGAUAUUCUGAGGGUUAUCUCAAACCUCAAAACUUCAGGAGGAAGCAGAAACACGGUCCGAGCCCUGAACUAUACACUCUCCUACUUUGGUGGAACACAUGGUGGACGACGGGCAAAGAAUGUUCCCCAAGUGCUAUUUCUGAUUACAGACGGCAAGGUUAAUGACUUAAGUGGUCUGGCAACAUGGCUUGAAUCCCUGGCAAAUUCAGAGGUCAACUUUUUUGCUAUUGGUACUGAAGAUGCAGAUGCAGAACAGCUAAAGGAGAUGGUGGGAAAGAAAGGAACAGUGCACUAUGCAAAGACCUACCAGGAUCUGCGUGGACUACAAAAACGGAUCACCCAAGAGCUCUGCGAUCUUACCAAACCAAUUUGUGAGAUGGAGGUAUCAGACCUUGUUUUUUUAAUUGAUGGAUCAGAGUCUAUUGACGAACCAAGUUGGAAUACUCUCAAAAAAACCAUGAUUGGCAUUGUGAGAGAGCUGGAUAUUGCUCAAGACAAAUGGCGAGUGGGUGUUGCCCAGUUCAGCGAUAUACUCCUGCAUCACUUUUACCUGAACACAUACACUAGUUUUGCAGAAGUGGAGGAAGCUAUAAACAAAAUUAGACAACGAAAGCAGGGUACAAGUACUUGGGACGCACUGAGAAAUAUUAGAUACUACUUCACAAGAGAGAAUGGAUCCAGAAUAGAUGAAAGAGUCGCUCAGAAUCUCCUGCUGAUCACAGAUGGAAAAGCUAAUGAUGAGAAAGACUUGAACGCAUUAGCGUAUCUCAGAAACAAGAACAUAACAAUAACUGCCAUUGGGAUUGGCGAUGAAAUAAAGAAAUCUGAACUGCGUGAAAUAGCUGGAUCAGCUGAUCGGGUCCUUAUUGAGACUUUUGAAGGCCUUGAACUGAAGACAACUAUAAGGAAAGUGUUAAAUUUACUCUGUACAGACACAAGACCAAUACCACAACCCCCAUAUGACUGUGAUAUUGACAUUGCCUUUGGGUUUGACGUGUCCAGACGAACAAGCACGCAAACUCUGUUCAGACCUCAGGUGGAACCGUUGGUUUCUGCAGCCAUCCACCAUAUCUCCAUGAUGGGUGAUCUGUGCUGCAUCAAAAAGGGCAAGAUUACAACUAGAUUUGGCUAUAGGCUAGAUAGGAGUGUUCUGAAUGAUUUUGGCUUUGAGAAGUACAGCGAGGAUGUGGUCAAGAAAGUGAUGUCAUUUCAACCUACGGCACCCCUGUCCUUCAACGGGGUUCUGUUAGAUUCCUUCAGAGAACUGUUAGCCUCCUCCAAAGCCAAGGCAAAGGUUUUGAUAAUCUUCACAGAUGGGUUGGAUGAUAACAUUAAGCAUUUAAUGGCGAGUUCAGAGAGACUUAAGCAAAGUGUGGAAACAGUAGCGCUGAGGAAAUGCUGUGAUGUGCCUUGUUCGUGCACCGGUGUACCUGGACCACGAGGACACCCUGAAAGCUCGGGUCAAAAGGGAUAUAAAGGUCAGAAGGGUCAUCCUGGAUUUCCGGGAGAUGAAGGUAGUAUGGGAGAGCGAGGACCACCAGGGCUGAAUGGAACUCAGGGACACAACGGUUGCCCUGGAAACAGAGGCAUAAAGGGCCAGAGAGGCUACACUGGAAAUAAAGGAGAAGAUGGGGAGGAUGGGCUGGAUGGAGUGGAUGGAGAACAGGGUGAUGCUGGCCUAAAUGGGCUUCCAGGACCUAAAGGAGACCCAGGCAGUGCUGGUGUGAAGGGUUUCAGAGGCAGUCCUGGACCUAAGGGACACAGCGGAGUGAGAGGAGAUCCUGGUGCACCAGGAAUAGACAACACAAUUCCAGGUCCAAAAGGCGAGAGGGGAGAUACUGGGCUCCCGGGUGACCAGGGCACUGUUGGACCCCCAGGCAGCCCUGGAGAUAACAGUGAUCCUGGUGCUCCAGGAAGAAAAGGCCGACCAGGAUUGCCGGGUGAAUCUUCAGGUGAAAAAGGAGAAGCUGGACAGCUAGGGCUUCCUGGUUAUCCUGGACAAGUGGGACCACCAGGCUCAAAAGGGUUCCAAGGAGACAAUGGUCCUCCGGGUGCACCUGGAAUUCAGGGUCCCUUUGGCCCACCUGGACCUGAAGGUUCAAAGGGAGGUCGAGGAUCCAGAGGGCCAAGGGGUCCACCGGGUGACCCAGGGCCCAAGGGAACACUGGGACCAGAGGGAUUCAAAGGGCCUCUGGGACAAGAUGGAAGAGACGGGUAUGGACCUGCAGGGCUCAAAGGACACAAGGGAAACAUUGGAUACUUUGGCCUCCCUGGUUUGCAGGGUGAGGAUGGUACCAAAGGAUCCAGUGGAAGUAAAGGACAUAAAGGUUAUCGAGGAAAACCGGGAAACACUGGUCUCCGAGGUCCUCCAGGUGCUCCAGGAGAGAAUGGGAUGGACGGACACAGGGGUGAAAAAGGAGCUCCUGGAAUCAGUCCAAUGCCUGAAUGUGACCUGGUCGAACACAUACGCAAAAACUGUCCUUGCUGCUCCGGUAAUGGUACCCGGUGUCCAGUUUACCCCACAGACCUGGUGAUAGCAUUGGACAUGUCUGCGGGUGUGACUCCUCAAGUGUUCGAGCGGAUGAGUUCUGCGGCCCAAUCUUUAUUGGAAGACAUUUCCAUUGCUGAAACAAAUUGUCCAUGGGGAGCUCGAGUGUCUGUGAUCUCCUACAGCAGCGAGUCCAGGAACCUGAUCCGUUUCGCAGACCACCCUAAGAAGAAGAGCCUUCUGGAAGCUGUAAGAACAUUCGCGCUAGAGAGAACCACAAAAACUAGAGACAUCGGACAAGCCAUGAGCUUUGUGGCCCGGAACAUCUUCAAACGUGUCCGAAAGGGCAGGCUUAUGAGGAAAGUGGCCGUGUUCUUCACAAACGGGCCGUCGAGGGAUGAAUCGAGCCUUGCAACAGCCAUGCUGGAGUUCAAGGCUGCAGAUAUUGGCCUCGGAGUGAUCGCCUUCAAUCCUGCUGAUGAUGUGAGCCGAGCAAUGCAGGUUGAUGACACAGGAAGCUACAUUAUCGUUGAUGGCAGAGGAGUAAAUCGCAUUAAACAGUGCAUCAUUUGUUUUGAUCGUUGUAACCCAGACCCAGUGUGCGGUGUAAUCCGGCCUCCACCCCUGCAGAUGGAUUUGGACAUGUCUGUGCUGCUGGAUGGGUCUGAUAACCUGAACACUCAACAGUAUGUAAACACGAAGGAGCUCCUGCUGUCUCUGUUGGACCGGAUCGGUGUGAGCAGCGAGCCGAGCAGAGCCGACGGAAAAACCAGAGUGUCCGUCUACCAGCAGAGCUCCGUUUACGGCUCAUCUUACAUCAGCGAGGAGUUCAGCUUCACCACAUUUAAAGAUCGCAAUAUCAUGAAGAGGCAUAUUACUAAUACAGUGAAGCAAGUGGGCGGGACAUCCCAUCCUGAGUUUGCUUUGGAGAGGCUGAUUACUAACAUUAUCCUUAAAGCAGAAAGACCACGAAGCAAACGAAUGGUCAUGGCUGUUUUUGGUGAAGAUUCGGAGCACAGCAAAGCUCAGCUUGAUUAUUUGUCUAGACUGUGUAAGUGUCAGAAUGUUGUGAUGUUUAUCCUCAUGGCGGGACAGAGAUUCGACUGGACACAGAUGGAGGAGCUCACCAGUUCUCCUCUGGAGCAGCACCUGGUGUUCCUGGAUGACAGAGAUUAUGGCACACGCUUCGCUUACGCCUUCCUGCAUAUGCUCCACAAUAUUCUGCCCACUGAAGCGCCCACCGAAGAGCCCUUCACAACAGAGGAACCUCUGGAGGAAUAUGAAGAUGUUUAUGAUCAGCAAAACACAGAACCAAUCACUGAACCCAGUCAACUUGAUGACACUGAACAAUUUACAGAAGAGCACAAAGAGGACAAAACGGAGCCCUCAAAGACUAAAGCACGAUGCUUCCUUGAGAAAGAUUCAGGCGGUGCUUGUGGAUCGUAUAUGUCCAGAUGGUAUUACAGCCAGCAGACUAAGAAAUGCAUGCACUUCUGGUACGGUGGUUGUGGCGGAAAUGAAAACCGAUUCUUGACAGAGGAUGAGUGCUUUAGGGAAUGUGUGUCUACAGGCCAUUUACCUGUAAAGAGUUUUGAGAUUGUUCAAACUUCCUCCACAGAAUCUGAAAAUCCUCCAAAGGAUGAUUCCAGUAUCAAGGACAUUUGCCAGCUCAAACUCGAUGCAGGAUCUUGCUCAAACUUUUCAGUGAAAUGGUACUUCAACGUCCGCAGUGGUGGAUGUGUCCAGUUCUGGUACGGAGGCUGUGACGGGAACAGCAACAGGUUCGACACUCAGGAGGACUGCGAGAUUCGCUGUCUCAGGGCCAAAAAAGUAUCUCCAAACAUCUAAACUGUGAUAUCUAAUGAAUUUUAACUGCUUAAUUCUUUCAUGGUCAUGAUCAUAUUCAUGAUCAUAUUCUCAUCACGAUUGUCAAAUGGCAGCCAUAGAAGCAGUUUUAGCUAUAUGUAUUUGUAUAUUUAGCUAAAUGUAAAUGUAUAUUUAGCUAAAUUUGAGUGUAGGAAAGAUUUGAUUACAAGAGCAGAAUUUUUAAAGGUGAAGUUUAUAAUGAUGUGUCAUUAGUUGCACCAGAAAGAACUGCAAAAAUAAUGAUUCACUUUCAGUAAUUUCAGCCAUCGCUCGGUUAAACUCAUGCCACUUUCUGAGAUAAUGUUGUUAGACAGCUUAAACGUACAGAUUGCAAUUCUGUUUGGUGCCAUUAGCAGUGCAGAAAAAAACAUUGCUCACAUUUAAUUUAAAACGUAAUUUUGGAUUUUUGUUUAAAUCACCUUUAUAAAACCUCAAUUUCACAAAAUUCCUUGAGUGAAUUAGAUUUUUUUUUUUAAAUGCACAUUGUCAUCAAGACGACUGUU